Spodoptera exigua (beet armyworm) is the source of this 969-nucleotide messenger RNA. NCBI's taxonomy places the organism in Eukaryota, Metazoa, Arthropoda, Insecta, Lepidoptera, Noctuidae. The record is from the annotation of a GenBank genome assembly.
AUGGCGCCGGCAAUGCGACCGCCGACACGCAAUAGGAUGGCGCUGAAGACGCCUACGCCGGGCGUCGGCGAGCGCGAGACAUGGGGCAAGAAGGUGGACUUCCUGCUGUCCGUCAUCGGGUUCGCCGUCGACCUCGCCAACGUGUGGCGCUUCCCUUACCUCUGCUACAAGAAUGGCGGCGGCGCUUUUCUGGUGCCAUACUGCAUCAUGCUGGUGGUGGGGGGUAUCCCGUUGUUCUACAUGGAGCUGGCGCUGGGCCAGUUUCAUCGGAAGGGCGCCAUCACCUGCUGGGGGAGGCUGGUGCCACUUUUUAAAGGUAUCGGGUACGCGGUGGUUCUGAUAGCGUUUUACGUGGACUUCUACUACAAUGUCAUAAUCGCGUGGGCGUUGCGCUUCUUCUUCGCUUCCUUCACCACCAUGCUUCCCUGGACCAACUGCGACAACGAGUGGAAUACACCAGCUUGCCGACCUUUUGAGGCAAUCUGGGAAGCUUCGAACAAAACUCGAGUCCGUAAUAACAGUUCAUCAGGAUCCAUAGCAUCACCUCCAACCACUCCAUUCACAUCAGCUGCUUCUGAAUAUUUCAAUCGUGCCAUUUUGGAACUGCAAGGAAGCGAAGGCCUCCACGAUUUAGGCGCAAUAAAAUGGGACAUGGCUCUCUGUUUGCUUGCCGUCUACAUUAUCUGUUACUUCUCUCUUUGGAAAGGCAUCAGUACUUCUGGGAAAGUUGUUUGGUUUACAGCACUAUUUCCGUACGCAGUACUUCUUAUUCUCCUGGUCCGUGGUAUAACUUUACCAGGAUCCGCUACCGGUAUUCAGUAUUACCUCAGUCCUAAUUUCGAAGCUAUUACUCAGCCUCAGGUAUGGGUGGAUGCAGCAACUCAAGUUUUCUUUUCCUUGGGACCAGGUUUCGGAGUUCUGUUGGCUUAUGCAUCUUACAAUAAGUACCACAACAAUGUGUACAAGUGA